This is a messenger RNA of Solanum dulcamara, 519 nucleotides long. RefSeq lists its product as uncharacterized. The coding region runs from base 1 to 519 and encodes 172 amino acids. The transcript has 2 exons. Lineage: Eukaryota; Viridiplantae; Streptophyta; Magnoliopsida; Solanales; Solanaceae. The record is from RefSeq and is a predicted model, not a curated record.
AUGGCUAAUUUCCAUGGAAUCAGCCCCGCUUUGUGCAUGCAUAGGACUUUCAUGGAAGAAGUACAUAAGGCUAGUGCACAACCACAGCGCCGAUUGAACCCUGUCAUAAAAGAGGUGGUGAAGGAAGAGAUAAUUAAGUGGAUAAAUGUAGGCUUAAUAUAUCCAAUCUUUGACAGCUUUGAACUCUUCAAUAAGAGGCUAACUGAAGCCCCAAUCCUGAUAGCUCCUUACUGGGAGCAACCCUUUGAGCUGAUGUGCUAUGCGAGUGUCACAGCAGUGGGAGUAGUGGUAGGACAAAGAAAGAAGAAAAUAUUUCACUCUAUCUACUAUGUCAACAAGACUCUUGACUCAGCUCAAGCUAAUUACAUUGUGACAGAGAAGAAGAUGCUCGAAUUGGUCUAUGCGUUUGAUAAGUUCUGCUCUUACUUGGUAGGUACAAAAGUGAUUGUUUAUACUGACCAUGUAGCUCCCAGGUACUUGUUGGACAAGAAGGAUGCCAAACCCAGAUUAAUCAAAUAG